GUAGCUUGCUGUGCAGUGUGCGUCUGUUUUUCAUUUUCUUUCAUCUUUGGCUUGGCGUCGAUUAGUAAUCAGUAUUAAUUAAUUGUAAGCUAAUAAGAGUUUAUGUCAAUUUUUUUCGUCCAACAAGACAACCUGGACAGACAGUAUUGUGUUGUGAUUGUGAUUUAUGAUUUGAUUUAUGUUAGAUCUUAGAUCUAAGUAUCCAAAUGGGUCAAUAAACUUUCAAACGAAUGAAACGUCAAAGGGUUUUAGUCAUAAUUUUGCAAAUCUAAAGUAACGGGAAUAUUAUAUCCAUGCAAAACAAGACUUUUUAGGCCCACUAUUAAUUACAUUUUGAAGUUUUGAACAUUAUGGAACCAAGUUCUUAUGAAAUUCAGGAGCUCAGGAGUAAAUUUUUUGAGAAGCUAGAAAAUGAGUACGGUAAUACUAAAGCAUAUUUCCAUCCAGCUGACCUAGCACGAGUUAGCAACUCGGACCACUGGCUCAAGAGAUUUCUCGUCCAUCACGACAUGGACAUGAAAGAUGCUCUUACUAUGCUUUGGGAAACUUGUGAUUGGAGGAGAGAGAACAAAGUGAAUGACAUAAAUGAAAACAAUGUGAACAAGGAAUAUCUUGAAGAGGGAAGUUUAUUUCUGAAGAAUCGAGAUAAAGAUGGGAAAAGUUUGCUCAUACUGAAGUGCAAAAAACAUGUAAAAGGCACAAAAGACUUUGAGGAGCUAAAACGAAUGGUCAUUUACUGGUUUGAAAGAGCUGAAAGAAAAGACAGGGGUGAACAAAUCACAGUGUUCUUCGACAUGGCAGAGACUGGACUGAACAACAUUGAGAUGGAGUAUAUCAAAUAUCUAAUAAGUUUAUUCAAGCAUUACUAUCCAGACUUUUUGAACUACAUCCUGAUCUUUGAAAUACCCUGGAUACUAAACGCCACUUUUAAAAUCAUAAAGGGUUGGUUACCGACAAAAGCUGUCCAGAAAAUCAAAUUUGUGUCUAAGAACACAUUGAAAGAUUAUGUUGAAGCGGACCAGGCUCUUACAUGUUGGGGUGGACUUGAUGACUACACUUAUAAAUUCAUACCUGAAGUUUUGGACACACCAACAGUACGACUGGAUGAAUACAAGAAAAAAGUUCAUUUUGCAGAUGGAUCCCCCAUGGUUGAAGUUGCUCCAUUUUCAGACAUUGAUCCUGACAAUCCACCAGCAUCGAUGAGUAAACUGCGAGUAAGUCCAGCAGACACUGUUGUCUUCAGCCAGGACGGGGCCGAUCUGACAGGAACCGUCAACCUCAUGAACAUAAGUGACAAGACGUUAACAUACAAGAUAAAGACUACCUCGCCAGACAAGUUCCGGGUGCGGCCGAGCGCUGGAGUGCUUCACCCUAGCAACUCCACCACGGUGUGUGUGGUGCUACAGCCCGGCCACGCGCCGUACUCUCUACUCAAGGACAAGUUCUUGGUCAUGAGCUUCGUACUGGAGGAAGCGCUCACGUCUACAACGGAACUAGCGGAGCUCUGGAAGGCUGCAGAUACCAAGAUUGUGGAUCAGCACAGACUUCGCUGUGCUCUGAGUGGACAAACAACCUCUCCGGCGCAGAACGGAACCGUCUACUCGUCCUUGGCACACGGCCCGCCUGGCGAUAACGAACAAAAAAUAAACCAGCUCCUUAUAGGGCUGAAUCACUUGACCCACUGCUACAACAAGCUAGAGGGAGAUCUCCGAAGUCUGCACAUGUUGACCAUCCUAUUGCUACUGGUUGUGGCGGGGGCACUCAUGUACAUCAUAUACAAGCUGCCGCAAGUCUCCGACACCCCGCCAUCAACCUGCUACGCUCCCAUACCUCCGCCUACGGACCAAGACGAACUGUGAAACAUAUACCAGCUGUAAUUAUAUUUUUUAUAUUAUUGUGAUAUCGUUAGAAAUCGAAAAACUUUAAUUCUCUAACUACGAGAUGUUCAAAGAAGUAUAGCAAAAAGAAAAUUUUCUAUUUUUAAAACACUCUUUAGUUUUAUGUUUCUUGUGUCAGAGAGGACUCUUCCCAUUAAAAUAGAUCUGUUUCCUCUCAAAAACUAACUUUAAAUCAAACCUUGAUAUUUUAAGGUUAAUCAUUGCUAGUAAGUCUUCUUAAGAAGAACAGUGGUGAAAUUUUAUUAUUAAUUUAUUGUUAAUGUAUACAAAUUUGUUGAUUAUAUAAAUGACGUCUUUAAACUUUGUUUAAGCAUAUUGGUUUAGACCGCUUUCCCAAAAAUCAUCUAAAAAUGGCAAGUGUGUAGGCAAGAAAAAAAAAAUACAACUCCACCAGACUCAAAGAGGCACUUUCAAAGGAGUAAAACAAGAUAUUUUUUACUUUUCUGCCACCUCUUCAUAAUUAAUUCAUUGUCAUUGGCCAACAGAGCCUUUUUAUCUAAUAUAGGCCUACAUACCAGAAUUUCCGUCACAGUUCUGACUCGUCCCUUACACUGGAUGACCCGGGUUUCGCCUCUUGUUGAGCCAUUAUAAAGGACUAGUCAGAGCUGGGACGGAAAUUCUGGUAUGUAUACUAUAAUAUAUUCCUCAAGUAAAAAGUUAAUUUGAAUUCCAAAGUCCCACAAACCACCUUUGAUAAUGAUGAUAUUUUAUUUACAAACUCAAAAAUUCUAAGAGUCUUGGUGGUAUGGGAAUCUCCAAAAGCCCUAGUUCGUGUUUGCUUUCAACCUGAAUUUACUGUUUGAACACUUCUUUGUUAAAGAAAUGAGGUCUUACAUCCAUCAGGAAGUCUGCAACCUUCACAUUUUUAUACUAUUCAUUUUUUACUUGAGAUCUUGUACUUUUCUACUUUCUACCGACAAAUUCAGUAUUCAGUAUUACAUUGCUGUAAGUAUACACCAGUAUUCAAUGUAAUAUAUGAAUCUCUAAAUAAUGGUGGGUAAAUUUAAUUGCAUCACAGUUUGUCUUGUAAGGAUUAUUCAAUAAAGCCUAUUGCAAUAUAAUUAUUAAAAUUACUAAUGAUCGUUAUAAAAGCUAGUGGUUUCUAUGUCUUUGCCAAAAGCAAUUUUGAAAUAUGGUAGUGGUGAAACUCCCAAUGCUCGGCUAUUAUAAAAUUUAAAAAAAUUUAUUAUCAAAUAAAUAUUGAGUAGCCUACCUAGUUAAAUAUUUUAUGACUCUGUAGAGAUAUAGUACAAAGUUUAUCUGUAAAAAUAAAAAUAAUAACAUAUUUAUUGACCGUUGCUUUGUGUGGCUUUCAAAUUCAUACACGAUUAUUUAGAGAUUUUAACGUAUGUAAAUGACUGUUUGAAAUUUUUUUUUUAUAAAAUACCUCUAUGAUACACCUACCUGAGCAUCUUCAUAAAUAGAAAGCUAGAAUUAUUUUGGGAACAACAAGAAGAAGUAUUUACAUAGUUAGGUCAUUAUAUCAAUAGUAGUAUUAUUGACGUAGAUACCAGAGAUCUAUCAAGAUAGUAGUAGUUUUUGUGAAGGACGGAACCGUUAGGUUUUCAGUGUUCAGUUAAUGGUUUCUUGUUUUUUUUUGUUUUUUUCUCCAACGGUCACAAAAGCUGAUUUCCUUUUAAAUCCAUUAUAAACUAAUAUAUUGAUUUAAGUAGGAUCGAACUAAACAGUAAUUGUUUAGAAAGAAUUUAUAAAACUGGAGAAUGGUUUGUAAAAACUGUUGUUACCAGAAAGGAAUAUUUGAAAACAGAAACUAAAAACCAACAUAGUACUGGGUUCUAUGUUAAUGAACACUUCUUAAAAUUUGGAAUAUUGCAAUAUUCUAGCAAUUUUGUUACAAACAAAUCUGUAUAUUUAUAAUAUAAAUUCCUAGUAUGAUUUGUGUUGUAACACUAGGCCUACUUCUAAGGCCUAAGGCCUAAUAUUUAGUGAAUAGUGAUGGAUAUAAGCUUUGGCAAUACAAUGUUACCAUUAUGAUUCCUUACUAUUUGUUAUAGUUUUUUUCUAAAGCUCUCUUUCUAGAUAAAACUUGUUAAGUUUGAAAUUUUUGUUGUUGAAAGCAAGAGUGUUAAAAAUAAUAAAAAAUAAAUCAACGUUAUUGCAUAUAGGUGUUGUAUGCAAGUUAAAAAAAAACAUUUAUGUAUACAAGCACAGGCAAGGGAAAUACAAGUUGAUAAGUUAAUCUUGGCCCUUAUAAAAACUGAGCGAAACGCUGCAGUUUGGAAUCAAGGUAGGCUAAAUAAUGGAGAAGCCUCAAAACAACAGUCAAUAAUAUUCCGAAUUCCUAUGUUUUCAAAUUGAAUUGUUUGUUGCCUGUAGGAGUUAGACAAAAUGUCGUUUAAAUUGAUAUUAGUUUUGACUUUAAACAAUUUUCUCCAAAGGGGUUAAAAUUUAUGCUAACCACUGUCAAGUAAAUAAUACAACUCCUUCAAAUUUAGAAUAGGAUAUUUUGAGACUGUUUUGUGGCGAGACUGUUGUUUUUCAUUUUUGUAUUUCAAUUAGUUUUAGUCUGAACGCUUUCUAUAUAUCAACUUAUUUUUUGUAUAUUAGUUUAAAUGGUAAUGGUAUUUUUAGCAUUACAGAUUAUGGUAACAGCACUAACACAAGACUGUUAUUCUAGUUAACUAAUGCACCAGUGUCCCAAUAACACAAACUAAUUGGAACCGGAACCUGUUUCCUUUUUGAAUUACUAAUUUGAUUGGAUUAGACUGAAAUGCAGUAAGAGCAUAAAAAGAAACUAUCUAUCUUUGUGAUUAAAUUGCCGUAGAAUGCUCUCACGAUCACAACACGGUGAUCAUUCCCUAUUCUUUUGCGAUCAUGGCAACCACGUGAUAAUUUCCUGUAGCACCAUAAUUGCAUUCAGUGAUUGUGGAAAUCUCUGUAAUUGGUUUUUACACAGAGCUUCGAGUUCUUACAGGAAGCAGAUUUUUCAAAUUAGAACGUUUGUGUUAACGAAAAUCGGAACAUCGGGACCCUGGUGUUCUGUCGUUAUUUACUGUACAUAGUUAAAAUUAUUAUUCCCUUACAAUGAGUAUUAUUUAACUAGGUGCACGCUCAUUCUUCCCGUGUGUGGACAAAACGAAGGUAGCCUAGUUAAUACCUUCAAAAGUAGGAUAAGCUGAGUCUACAAAUUGAACAUAAUGUGUGUGUAUUGAUAUUGAAAAAAUGUGUCAGGGAUUUUGUAGAUUGAAAAUGAAUAGAGUAGUAGUGCUUGUUUGUUAUUUAAUUUUGUGGGAGAUAACUUGCCAAUUAGUAAUGUCUGAUUUGAAUUUAACUAAGAGCUAAACAGAUAAAGGGAUGUAGUUUUUAACUGUGAUAUGGGUCAAACAGCUUUUCCUGCAAUGUGUCUAAAAUACAAUUUUUCAACGAUCUUAUAUAAAACAUAACAUUUGUUUGAUUUGCGUUCAAUAUGUAUGUUUCUACUUCAUAUCUUUCAUAGACCACUAAUGUAUUUCAAAUGAAAGCCAAUGUGCUAGUAAGGAAUUUUUUGAAAAGGAGUAGAGUUCAGCUAGUCUUCCUAAGAAAGUUAGGGUUCAGGGACUAAUAGAUACACAAUAAAAGAACACAAAACAUUAA
Molecule: messenger RNA, 5492 nt
Organism: Macrosteles quadrilineatus (aster leafhopper)
Lineage: Eukaryota; Metazoa; Arthropoda; Insecta; Hemiptera; Cicadellidae
Product: motile sperm domain-containing protein 2-like
Exons: 10
Coding region: 351-1859 (502 amino acids)
Source: RefSeq, a predicted model, not a curated record